Asparagus officinalis (garden asparagus) is the source of this 4702-nucleotide messenger RNA. RefSeq names its product clustered mitochondria protein-like. NCBI's taxonomy places the organism in Eukaryota, Viridiplantae, Streptophyta, Magnoliopsida, Asparagales, Asparagaceae. The transcript has 30 exons. The record is from RefSeq and is a predicted model, not a curated record. Bases 159 to 4031 code for a protein of 1290 amino acids. Gene Ontology annotation, cellular component: cytoplasm. Gene Ontology annotation, molecular function: protein binding. Gene Ontology annotation, biological process: organelle organization.
UAUUAUUAGAGCGAAGAAAGCCCCUUUUCAAUUUCGCUUCCCAAAGCGACGAGGGCUUCUCCAAUCAAUCAAUCUCUCUGCCGCCGCCCCCGCCGCCGCCGCCAUUUUUGCAGUACUCUACUUCUUCAACCUCGACCAACACUUUCUCUCUCUAAAAGAUGGCUGGGAAAUCUAACAAGUCAAAGAUAAAAGGAAAAACAUCAAAUUCAAAUCCACCCGAACAGAAUGUGAAGCCUCUAGAUCCUAAUGGUGAAGCUACUAACGGUGGAGCUAGUGAAGUUGGGGACUCCAACAAUCCUACGGCUAAUGGGACAGUUGAGAACGAGGUAGAGGACGGGAAGGAAGAUGCUGGGGACUCUGUGGCGGCGUCAUCCAAGAAAGCCGGAGGUGAACUUCGCCUUUACACCAUCCCUGUCAAGUCCCAGUCUGGAGAAAAGCUAGAGUUACAGCUGAGUCCAGGAGAUUCUGUAAUGGAUAUCAGACAGUUUCUUCUUGAUGCUCCAGAGACCUGCUUCUUUACAUGCUAUAACUUAAUACUACAUGCUAAAGAUGGCUCAGUUCACCAUCUGGGGGAUUACAAUGAAAUUUCAGAAGUGGCAGACAUUACUAUUGGUGGCUGCUCCUUAGAGAUGGUUGCUGCUUUGUAUGAUGAUAGAUCUAUAAGGUCUCAUGUCCGUCGCGCACGAGAACUGCUGUCUCUUUCCAAUCUCCAUGUCUCAUUAUCAACAUCGUUAGCCUUGCAACAUGAAAGUGCGCAACAAAAAAAUCAAGAUGCAAAAGUGGAAACUUCGGAGCCUGAAGUUUUGGGUUUUAUGGAAGAUAUAACUGGUUCUCUUUGCAAUUUGAUUGCAUCAUCACCUAAGGACAUCUACUGUGUGGAGAGCAUUACAUUCUCUUCAUUUAAUCCUCCUCCAAGUUAUAGGAGGCUUGUUGGAGAUUUAAUUUAUCUGGAUGCUGCAACCUUGGAAGGAAACAAAUAUUGCAUCACCGGAACGACCAAAGGUUUUUAUGUGAACUCAAGCACAGGAGUUUUUAACCCCAAACCUCUUAAGUCUGCUUUUGAGGCAACCACCCUUAUUGGUCUACUCCAAAAGAUCAGCAUGAAGUUCAAAAAAGGUUUUCGUGAAAUCUUGGAACGGAAAGCUUCUGCUCACCCUUUUGAAAAUGUUCAAUCUUUGUUGCCACCGAAUUUGUGGUUGGGUAUAUAUCCUGUCCCAGAUCAUAAGCGAGACGCAGCCAGAGCAGAGGAUGCACUUGCUCUUUCUUAUGGAAAUGAACUCAUUGGCAUGCAGAGAGACUGGAACGAGGAAUUACAGUCUUGUCGAGAGUUUCCUCAUACAACUCUUCAGGAAAGGAUCUUGCGUGAUCGUGCUCUUUAUAAGGUGAGUUGUGAUUUUGUUGAUGCGGCAUCUAAGGGUGCCAUUGGGGUUAUAAACAGAUGCAUUCCUCCAAUUAAUCCAACAGAUCCAGAGUGUUUCCAUAUGUAUGUUCACAACAACAUAUUCUUCAGCUUUGCUGUGGAUGCCGACCUUGGCCUGAUAUCUAAAGGACAAACGAGCACUGAUUUGAAAGUCACAGUUCUGCAAGGAAGUACAACACCUUUGCCUAAUUCAGCUGCGAAGGCCUCUAGUAAUUCAGAUCAUGGGUCCGGAUGUGAAACCAAUGGUGAAACUAAUGCUUGUACUUACGACAGCUCAAAAGCAGAAGUUGAGAGUUGUGCUGCUGAUGAUUCUGCUGCUACUGAAGCACAACUUGCAGACAGCGAGCAGGCUACAUAUGCUUCUGCUAAUAAUGAUUUAAAAGGAACAAGAGCUUACCAAGAAGCCGAUGUUCCUGGACUUUACAAUCUUGCCAUGGCAAUUGUGGAUUACCGAGGUCAUAGAGUAGUAGCACAGAGCAUUAUACCUGGCAUCCUUCAAGGUGAUAAAUCAGACUCCCUUCUAUAUGGUUCUGUUGACAAUGGAAAGAAAAUUUGUUGGAGCGAAUCCUUCCAUUCUAAGGUAUUAGAGGCUGCUAAACGUCUCCAUUUGAAGGAACACACUGUUUUAGAUGGUUCGGGCAAUGUUGUCAAACUAGCUGCUCCAGUUGAAUGCAAGGGUAUAGUUGGCAGCGAUGACAGGCAUUAUCUUUUGGAUUUAAUGAGGGUAACCCCUCGCGAUUCAAAUUACACUGGUCCCAGCUCUCGAUUUUGUGUUUUGAGGCCUGAGCUUGUCACUAUGUUUUGCCAGGAUGAAGCUACAGAGGUGUCACGGUCACAAGCUAAAACCGAAGUAGUUCCAAUAGCAUCGGAUUCUAAAAAUAGUGUAGCUGAUGCAACGGAAACACCAACAGAUGUGCAUAAAGAGAGUAGUGAAGGAUGCACAUCUGCUGCAGAUAGCAGUUGCAAAUCCUGUGCAGAAAUACUUUUGAAUCCCAAUGUAUUUACAGACUUUAAACUAGGAGGAAGCGAAGAGGAAAAUUCAGCAGAUGAAGCAAAUGUGAGAAAAGCCAGUUCAUACCUUCUGGAUGUUGUUCUUCCAAAAUUUGUCCAAGAUCUUUGUGCCCUUGAGGUUUCACCGAUGGAUGGCCAAACAUUGACUGAUACGCUCCAUGCCCAGGGGAUAAAUGUUCGCUACCUCGGAAAGGUAGCUAAUAUGACCAAACAUCUGCCACAUUUAUGGGAUUUAUGUACUACUGAGGUCAUCGUUAGGUCAACAAAACAUAUACUUAAGGAUACUCUUAGGGACUGCCAGGACCAUGAUCUUGCACCAGCUAUCUCACAUUUCUUCAAUUGUUUUUUUGGACUUAUAUUGACUCCUUCUGAGAAAGGUGCUACUGACUGUAUGCAAACAAAGCCUCAAAAGGACCACUCAGAUGUCCAGUCUGCACGCAAAUCAGGUAAAAGGCAAACAAAGUGGAGUUAUGGGACAGUUUCUAGGACAAGUCAAUCCGCAUACAUGUCUUUGACUUCUGAAGGACUCUGGUCAUGCAUUCAGGAAUUUGCAAAAUCUAAGUAUCAGUUUGAAUUACCAGAGGAUGCAAAGUCAAGAGUAAAGAAGGUUUCAGUUAUCCGAAAUCUUUGCCAAAAGGUAGGCAUAAAAAUUGCAUCACGGAAAUAUGAUCUUGGUUCUGCAUCACCCUUUCAAAGUUCAGAUGUUCUAGACCUCAUGCCAGUUGUUAAACAUUCAGUUCCGUUUUGUUCAGAAGCAAGGGAUAUAAUGGCAGCAGGGAAAAAUCGGCUUGCUGAGGGAUUAUUAAAUGAAGCCUACACUCUUUUUUCUGAAGCAUUUUCCAUACUUCAACAAGUCACAGGUCCGAUGCACAGAGAGGUUGCUAAUUGUUGCCGGUAUCUUGCCAUGGUUUUAUAUCAUGCAGGCGACCUGGCUGGAGCCAUUAUGCAGCAGCAUAAAGAGCUAAUCAUCAAUGAGCAUUGCCUUGGCCUUGAUCACCCUGAUACAGCCCACAGUUAUGGAAACAUGGCUCUCUUCUAUCACGGCCUCACUCAAACAGAGCUGGCUUUACGUCACAUGUCCAGAACACUGUUGUUGUUGAGCCUAUCAACAGGCCCUGACCAUCCUGAUGUUGCAGCAACUUAUAUAAACAUUGCAAUUAUGUAUCAGGAUCUUGGGAAAAUGGAUGCUGCACUGAGGUACUUGCAGGAAGCCUUAAAGAAGAACGAGAGGCUUCUUGGUCCAGAACAUAUUCAAACCGCAGUUUGUUACCAUGCUCUUGCAAUUGCAUUCAACUGUAUGGGAGCCUACAAGCUCUCUCUUCAGCAUGAGAAAAAAAACUAUGAUAUACUUUCUAAACAACUCGGGGAGGAGGAUUCACGGACGCGAGAGUCAGAGAAUUGGAUGAAGACAUUUAAGAUGCGUGAACUGCAGGUUAAAGCACAGAAACAGAAAGGUCAGGAGUUGGAUUCGGCUUCUGCCCAAAAGGCUAUUGAUAUUCUGAAGGCUCAUCCCAAUCUAAUACAAGCAUUACAAGCCACAAGCGGCGGAGGUGGCAGGAAUGCCAACCUAUUGAGAAACUGUCCCUCGAGGAAGAGAUGAGAGGGCCGCGCUGCUGCUGAAGCUCGAAAGAAAGCAGCAGCGAGAGGUCUCCUUGUUAGCCAGAAUAUUGCUCCCGUCCAACCUCUACCACUCGCUCAACUCCUCAACAUCAUCAACAAUACUUCAACAGCUACAGAAACUGCCCACUCAUCUGAAACGAAGGAUCCUAGUGACAACCCCACGCCAAAUGGUGCUGUUAUUGGUGACAAGGACACAAAUAGAUCGGCUGACAGCCAAACUCCUGCAGGCUUGGGCGGUGGGUUGGCUUCUCUUGAUUCCAAGAAGCAGAAACAAAAGGCGAAGAAUGCAGCAUGAACAAUCAGAAGCAUUUUAGAAAACAUGAUCACACGCCACAUUUUGAAAGUGCUUAAUAUGUUACGAUUCACAGCUGGGAGUUCUGUUGCUGGGGACCUCAGAUCCCAGAUGGUAUAAUUAAUAAGUGGCCGCUUGACAACUUUUUUUUGAUUUAAUUUUGUUACAUUUUCUCUUUGCAGGCCACAGUUGUUUUGUGCCUGUUUUACUCUGUAUACCGAAUUUAAAAGCAUGGCAGGGAGGGUGUUCAGCAUGUAAUAGAUGGGUAGAGUUCAUCUCAGCACUUUUUCUGUUGGAGAAUCCAGAAAUGUAGCUGAAAAUUGUUGAAGUUACAAAAUUUUUUUUCUUCUCUUCAUUCA